Molecule: messenger RNA, 843 nt
Organism: Aspergillus tubingensis
Lineage: Eukaryota; Fungi; Ascomycota; Eurotiomycetes; Eurotiales; Aspergillaceae
Product: class I SAM-dependent methyltransferase
Exons: 2
Coding region: 1-843 (280 amino acids)
Source: RefSeq, a predicted model, not a curated record
AUGGAUCCUUCUGUCUGGUACCACCGCGACUUGGGGUCCCGAUUAUCACCUGCUUGCCAGUUCGUCUAUAACCGGUGGAGUAGCAUCGCCGACACUGACCUUCCUGCGCACCUACACCGCGUCCGAGAUCGAGCCUGGCCUGUCGGACAAUACCCCUGCAUCGGGCAAUGGAUGUUCCUGCUGCCAGGCCUGGCCGGCUUCCCUGAAUUUCCCUCGAUUCUGGACCUCGUACGACAACCACGAGAGGCAAUAGUGCUCGAUCUCGCGUGCGGACUUGGCCAGGACCUGCGGCUGCUGGCGGCCCACGCCGCCUACCCCGACGGCGCCCCGACGGCGCGCUGGUGGGCGGUUGACCUGGAACCCCGCCUGUGGGAACUAGGCUACGAGUUGUUCCGUGAUCGCGAUCGCAUGGCAGCGCACUUUGUGGCCGGCGACUUUCGCACCCUCGAUAUCACCGCCGAAUCAUCGCCCCUGGCUCCGCUGCGCGGCAGCGUGGACCUGAUCAUCGCUAAUCAGUUCAUCCACCUGUUCGACCUGACCGAUCAGCGGGAAGUAAUCCGGCGGAUCAUUGAGCUGUCACGCCCGGGCACGAAGGUGGUAGGAUACCAACAGGGCCGGCGACAGCCCCGCGAGGAUGUGCGACCUUGGGGCACGAUGUUCUUCCAUAAUCGCGACUCAUUCGUCGCGCUGUGGGAAUCAGUGCAGCGCGCAACCGCCACGGAAUGGACCAUGCAGGUGCGCGAGGUGGAUCUACGGCGGGAUUGGGGCUUGCAAGUGGAAGAUGUGGCCUGGAUGCCCGCGGAUCAAGGCGGCUUGGAGUUUGUGUUUGUACGUAUGAAUUAG